GUUGAAGUGCUAUAAAUCCCUUCUCUUCUUCUCCUCUCAUUCCUCAUUUGAGGAAGGUUAAGAGAGUCCAACGCCAGCCACCCUAGAGUUCUUCAGUGAAAAGUUUAAGAUGGGGGAUAUUAUUAAUAAAUGUUACACAUCGAGAUCGCAAAUCAGAAAGUUGGCAUUGCGAUAUUUCUACUAGAGGAUUGUAUCCUAAGCUGUGCAUUUUCAAGGGAAAGAAAACAAAUUUCAGGAGCUCUGAUAGCAUCCUUUAUGUUUAGCAGUUAUUUUGUUGGAGUUCCAGCUAAACCUCAAUGAAUACCAGAUUUCAUUGAGGACACCCCAAAAGAGGAACACUGGUCGGUUGUCAACCCAUUAGAGAAGGCAAUGUUCAGCAAGUCUAGGGGCAAUGGAGAAUAACGGUAUCAUAUCUCACUCUGUUGAGACACAACUAUCUUCUGGUCCAACUACUAUCAAUAAAGAUGGAAACUUUGCAGAGGAAAAUGGCAGCAAUGGUUCAUUUAUCAACCAAGCUGCUAUAGAUUGGAACGAGAUAAGAAGAGAAUGGGUUGGUGAUCUAUCAAAGAAAUCUCAUAGACCACCAAGAGAACCAAUAAUGAGCUGGUGCAUAACUUAUGAUGAUCUACUUUCAAUCAAUCAACCUUUCCCACAACCAAUCCCUUUAUCUGAGAUGGUAGAUUUUUUAGUUGACAUUUGGCAUGAAGAAGGGCUUUAUGAUUAGAGGAGGACCCUCAUUGCAGCAGUAACAUGGGUUUAGUCAUGGAAAUCAAGUAGGGAUUACUCAUCAAAAGCAUUUAGACAAAAAAUUUUAUUGUGUAAAACUAGCAUAAUUUUGACUUCAGCAUUUAACCUAAACCCUAUUGACAUUGGAAGCUGUUGAAUGAGGAUAGCAAGUACCUGUGAGUUAAUGUCAUCUUUUAUGCCUUGGUAGUAUUUCGGGCAAAAGGGCCAUCUUAUCAGCAUGUCAUUCUGUUAGAAUUAGACCCUCAACUCGGUAAACAUCAAAAACAAACAUUUUGUGCUAUUGGUAUUGAGUGUUUUCUGUUAUUUUAACAGAUUUCCAAUUGUAUGGCCUACAUAGACUUCACCAAGGAUAAUUCUAAAACGAUAGAUUACUGGCAUUU
Phoenix dactylifera (date palm) is the source of this 1127-nucleotide messenger RNA. NCBI's taxonomy places the organism in Eukaryota, Viridiplantae, Streptophyta, Magnoliopsida, Arecales, Arecaceae. The record is from RefSeq and is a predicted model, not a curated record.